AUGUCCAACUCUAAGCACGCUCUACCCAAAGGCUCUCGAGUCCUGGUGACAGGUGCCAAUGGCUACAUCGCAUCGCAUGUUGUCGACCAACUACUCAGCCACGGUUACUUAGUGCGAGGAACUAUUCGUGCUCCCAAACCAUGGCUAUCCGAGUACUUUGCGCAGAAAUAUGGCGAUGUUUUCGAAGCCGUCAUCGUGACCUGUUUCGAGAACCGAGAUGACAUCAAUCGCGUAUUAGACGGAGUAGAUGGGAUCAUCCACCUGAUAAGUGCAGCUCUUCCUGCGGCCAUUCCAUGGGUCGUCAAAGCCACCACCAAUAUCCUUGAAUCGGCUGCCGGGAUGCCAAGUAUAAAACGUGUAGUCUUGGUCUCAUCCUCCAAUGGAUUAUCUAUGUUGACGCCGAAUCCGAACGGCGAGGUCCUUCAUGAAAGCAAGUUGAUUCUGACGUUCAUGAUAGACUCCUGGAGUGACGAAGCCGUGAAAGCAGCUUGGGAUCCCAAUACCCCGGACGAGAGCAAGGGAUUCAAGACGGAGGCUGAGCGAGAAGCAUGGACGUGGCCCGAAUAUACGUUUAACACUGUUCUUCCGUGCAUGACUGUGAUACUCUGCAAAAUCAUCGGGGCAAUCACUCGGUCGGCUGAUCAACUGCACAACAUGUUGGAGGAUCCUUCACCCGGAGAUCUUCGGUUCCACGAUGGGGUGGACCCGCAAACUAUUGAAAGGAGAUCCCACGGAUUUGUCGUAAUCAAUCUAAACGCCACUGUGAGGGCACUACUGAAGAUAAAUCUGGCAGAAUGGUACGUUGAUGUAGAGGACCUGGCCCGACUUUGCGCGGUUGGACUUUCAGACCCCUCUGCCCAAUCCGAGCGCAUCUUUGCCUUUGCGCAGCAGAUGAACUGGUUUGAUGCGGUCUCGCUUCUUCAACAACUUCGUCCGAAGAAUACUCUCAUCCCUGAUGUCCCGGAAGAAAAUAUCCGGGGUCGUAGGGAUGUUUUGCCUCGGGGGCGUGCAGAGGAGUUGCUUCGGACGUUCUACGGCCUGCCCGGCUGGACUUCGAUUCGCGAUAGCCUUGAGAAAGGCAUUGAAGGCUGUGAAUGA
This is a messenger RNA of Aspergillus oryzae RIB40, 1098 nucleotides long. RefSeq lists its product as uncharacterized. The coding region runs from base 1 to 1098 and encodes 365 amino acids. Gene Ontology annotation, molecular function: oxidoreductase activity, acting on the CH-OH group of donors, NAD or NADP as acceptor. The transcript is spliced from 5 exons. The record is from RefSeq and is a predicted model, not a curated record. NCBI's taxonomy places the organism in Eukaryota, Fungi, Ascomycota, Eurotiomycetes, Eurotiales, Aspergillaceae.